GUUUGAGAUCCAUAAGAUCUCUCCUUGAAAUUCCAAAAUUUCCAAAUCUCCAUGAAAAAUGUGUCCAUCAGAAGAAACUCAAGAACUCAAUCCAAAGCCAAACUUCAACAAGGAAGAAGAUGUUGUAGAUGAUGAAUCCCAACUACCCUUUAGAGCCUCAUCACAACAAUAUCAUCACCAUCAUCAAGAAAAUGUUACUAAAAAAGAAGAAAAAGAAGAAGAAGAUGGUCAUCAUCAUCAUCAAGAGGAUAAAAAUGGCACCAACAACAAAAUGAUGUUUUUCUUUCCUUCUUCAUUUAAAUCAGUCUUGCUAGAACCAUUUGAAUGGCUUCACAUGUUGUCUUCAAGGCUGGAUUCAACCUUUGUUCUCGGCGUCAUCUUAGUCUACGGCCUUAGCCAAGGAUUUGCGCAACAUUUCUUCAAAGUAGUCUCAGAUUACUAUUGGAAAGAUGUUCAGAAAGUGCAACCUUCAGCAGUUCAACUCUUCAUAGGGUUAUACUACAUCCCAUGGAUCCUGAAGCCGAUUUGGGGGCUCAUGACCGAUGUUUUUCCGGUUAGGGGUUACAAAAGGAGGCCAUAUUUUGUAUUUGCUGGGAUCUUGGGGACUGUUUCAGCUAUGGUUUUGGCUUUGAGUGGUAAUUUAGCCAUUGUUUUGGCUUUGUUGCUUCUGAUUGGAAUAAUGACUGGAAUAGCCAUUGCAGAUGUUACUAUUGAUGCUUGUAUUGCUAGGAAAAGCAUUGAAAUCAAGUCUUUGGCUCCUGAUAUGCAAAGCCUUUGUAUGUUUUGUAAUUCUGUUGGUGCACUUUUGGGGUAUCUCUUUAGUGGCUUUUUUGUUCAUCAUCUUGGUGCUCAGGGGUCACUUGGACUUUUGGGGAUACCAGCAGCUGCAAUGGUGGCACUGGGAUUUAUGAUGAAGGAGUCAAGAACAGUUAAUGAUCACCACCACUCCGAGAAGAAGAAGGCAAUGGAGAACUUAGGAACAGCAGUGAAGGGAAUGUAUAAGACCAUAAAAAUCCCAGAUGUAUGGAAACCUGCUUUGUACAUAUUUUUUUCCCUAGCCAUGAGCAUUAGUACACAUGAAGGCCAAUUCUAUUGGUUCACUGAUCCUAAAGCCGGUCCUGCAUUCUCUCAGGAAUUUGUGGGUAUGGUGUAUGCAAUUGGUGCAUUGGCAUCCAUAGUUGGGGUUCUAAUAUACCACAAAACCCUAAAAGACUAUCCCUUCAGAAGUUUGUUAUUUUUUGCACAACUCCUCUACGCUUCUGCCGGAAUGCUAGAUGUCGUAUUCGUCCGGCGGUGGAAUCUAGCCAUCGGAAUCCCAGAUUACUUCUUCGUCAUCACCGAAGAAUGCGUUUCGAGAAUCAUCGCGAGAAUCAGGUGGAUGCCGAUGAUGGUUUUGAGCAGCAGAUUGUGUCCCUUGGGAAUUGAGGGCACUUUUUUCGCGCUGUUAAUGUGCAUUGACAGCCUUGGCUCGCUGACGGCUAAAUCAGCUGGCGGUGUUGUUUUGCACCUUUUUCAUGUCACCAGAACUGACUUCCGGAAUUUGUGGCUUGUGCUUCUCAUUAGAAACCUCUUGAGGUUUGGUACUUUGGCUUUGAUUUUCCUUCUUCCCGAUUCCAAUCACUCGAGUCUAGUUGUCUCGGUGGAUAACACAAAGACUCACAAGGCGGCCGCUGUUGGUGUCCUUGGCGGCGCCGGCGACGAUGACAAUCUACAACUUGUACCGUUGAAUGAGAAAAUUGAUGUCUGAUUUUUUUUCCAUUUUUUAACACACACAUUUAUGUUCCUUCCUCCUCCGUCCAAAAAAAUAGUGCACAUAGAAUAAGUCAUAUUCAUCCAUUAAAAGUGAAAGUGCUAAGAAUUGAACACAUACAAAUCCAACUUCGACGUCCCAAAAAUAUUCGACGUG
Oldenlandia corymbosa var. corymbosa is the source of this 1906-nucleotide messenger RNA. Lineage: Eukaryota; Viridiplantae; Streptophyta; Magnoliopsida; Gentianales; Rubiaceae. The record is from the annotation of a GenBank genome assembly.